Molecule: messenger RNA, 147 nt
Organism: Paramecium sonneborni
Lineage: Eukaryota; Ciliophora; Oligohymenophorea; Peniculida; Parameciidae
Source: the annotation of a GenBank genome assembly
AUGUCUGACAAGUUAUCUGUAAGAUUUAAAAUUAUUUUUAAGUUAGAAGAAGCUGCAUUACUGUUUUAGCUAAAGUCAAGAAUGUUUUUGAAAGAUUCUUAAAAUACUAGUAAUACAGUCACAGGAUCAUUGUAAGAAUUUAGAUGA